Molecule: messenger RNA, 4866 nt
Organism: Phyllostomus discolor (pale spear-nosed bat)
Lineage: Eukaryota; Metazoa; Chordata; Mammalia; Chiroptera; Phyllostomidae
Gene: WDR7
Product: WD repeat domain 7
Cellular component (GO): cytoplasm
Molecular function (GO): protein binding
Source: RefSeq, a predicted model, not a curated record
GUUGAGCAUUUCCCUCCCCCUCAUUUUUUGCGACAGUUACAGCGAAAGUCACGGCUGUGGAGGCUGGUGUCAGCUGAUUUACCGCAGCAGCGGCGGCUGCAGCGGCAGGAGCUUCACCCUGCAGCUCCGGCGGGGAUCGGCGGCUGGGCUGGGGUUUUGGUCCCCAAGCUUUUCCCCGCCCGGAUUUUCCCACUGCACAGUCUUCUUAGAUACGUCCUUGCUUUGUGCUCCUUUGCCGGGGCGUCUGCCUGUGAUCCGACAGACAACAUCACCGCAUGAGAUGAAGCUGUGACAGAUGGGGGUGCUGAGACCCAGCAGGGCCACCUUUUCCAGAUCGCACACACGAGCCAGGACUUGAGUGCAGUUCUUUUGACUGCUUGAAACGCAAUGGCAGGAAACAGCCUGGUUCUGCCCAUCGUCCUCUGGGGCCGCAGAGCGCCCACACACUGCAUCUCAGCGGUGCUCUUGACCGACGACGGCGCCACGGUCGUAACCGGAUGCCACGACGGCCAGAUAUGUCUCUGGGAUCUUUCGGCAGAAUUGGAGGUUAACCCUCGAGCACUGUUAUUUGGUCACACGGCUGCAAUCACCUGUCUGUCCAGAGCGUGCGCGUCCAGUGAUAAACAGUACAUUGUGAGCGCGUCUGCGAGUGGAGAGAUGUGUCUCUGGGAUGUGAAUGAUGGCCGAUGCAUUGAAUUUACGAAAUUAGCCUGCACACACACUGGCAUACAGUUCUACCAGUUCUCUGUUGGAAAUCAGAGAGAAGGAAGGCUGCUGUGCCAUGGCCAUUACCCUGAAAUCCUUGUCGUGGAUGCCACCAGCCUUGAGGUGUUGUACUCCUUGGUAUCAAAGAUAUCCCCCGACUGGAUCAGCUCCAUGAGUAUCAUUCGGUCCCACCGCACACAAGAGGACACCGUGGUAGCCCUCUCAGUGACGGGCAUCUUGAAGGUGUGGAUUGUUACCUCUGACAUGAGUGGCAUGCAGGAUACCGAGCCAAUAUUUGAGGAGGAAUCCAAACCAAUUUAUUGUCAGAAUUGCCAAAGCAUCUCUUUUUGUGCAUUCACACAAAGGUCACUUUUGGUUGUGUGCUCCAAAUAUUGGAGGGUGUUCGACGCUGGAGACUAUUCCCUGCUGUGUUCCGGGCCCAGCGAGGACGGGCAGACGUGGACUGGCGGUGACUUCGUGUCGGCAGAUAAAGUCAUCAUUUGGACUGAAAAUGGGCAGAGUUACAUUUACAAACUUCCUGCCAGUUGCCUUCCAGCCAGCGAUUCUUUCCGCAGUGACGUGGGGAAGGCGGUUGAAAAUUUAAUUCCUCCCGUACAACACAGCCUCUUGGCUCGAACAGAUAAAGAGCUGCUCAUUUGUCCUCCUGUCACUCGGUUCUUCUGUGGAGCCAGCGAGCACUCCCAUAAACUGUUAAUUCAGGGAGAUUCUUCUGGAAGGUUGAAUAUUUGGAACAUAUCAGACACUCCUGGUAAACAGGAAGGUGAAGAAGGAUUGGAAAUAACAACUUCCGUCAGUUUGCAAGAGGCAUUUGAUAAGCUUGUUCCUUGUCCUGCUGGAAUUAUAGAUCAGCUGAGUGUGAUUCCCAACAGUAACGAGCCUCUUAAAGUGACCGCGAGCGUGUACAUACCAGCCCACGGACGACUCGUGUGUGGCCGCGAAGACGGGAGCAUCGUCAUCGUGCCCGCCACCCAGACGGCCAUCGUGCAGCUGCUGCAGGGGGAACACAUGCUCCGAAGAGGUUGGCCACCUCACAGAACUCUCCGAGGUCAUCGGAACAAAGUCACAUGUUUGCUAUAUCCUCAUCAGGUCUCAGCUCGCUACGACCAAAGACACCUGGUAUCUGGAGGUGUGGAUUUUUCGGUCAUAAUCUGGGACAUAUUUUCUGGAGAAAUGAAACACAUCUUCUGUGUACACGGUGGCGAGAUCACUCAACUCCUAGUUCCACCUGAAAACUGUAGUGCGAGGGUGCAGCACUGUGUCUGCUCGGUAGCCAGUGACCACUCGGUAGGACUGCUGAGCCUGCGAGAGAAAAAGUGCAUUAUGCUGGCAUCCCGCCAUCUCUUCCCCAUUCAAGUGAUCAAGUGGAGGCCCUCGGACGACUACCUGGUAGUGGGCUGCGCGGACGGCUCUGUGUACGUCUGGCAGAUGGACACCGGCGCCUUGGAUCGCUGCGUGAUGGGCAUCACAGCCGUCGAGAUCCUGAAUGCCUGUGACGAGGCCGUCCCCGCCGCGGUGGACUCGCUCAGCCACCCGGCCGUCAACCUCAAGCAGGCCAUGACGCGGCGCAGUCUCGCCGCCCUGAAGAACAUGGCCCACCAUAAGCUGCAGACCCUGGCAACGAACCUCCUGGCUUCCGAGGCGUCCGACAAAGGAAAUUUACCGAAAUAUUCCCACAACUCCCUGAUGGUCCAGGCAAUAAAGACCAACCUAACGGACCCCGACGUGCACGUGCUGUUCUUCGAUGUAGAGGCGCUGAUCAUUCAGCUCCUGACUGAAGAAGCUUCCAGGCCGAACACGGCGCUUAUUUCCCCAGAGAACCUGCAGAAGGCGUCUGGAAGGGCGGACAAAGGGGGCUCCUUCCUCACCGGGAAGCGGGCCGCCGUCCUCUUCCAGCAGGUGAAGGAGACCAUCAAGGAGAACAUAAAGGAGCACCUCCUGGACGAUGAGGAGGACGACGAGGAGGCCAUGAGGCAGAGGAGGGAGGAGAGCGACCCCGAGUACCGGGCCAGCAAGUCCAAGCCCCUGACCCUGCUCGAGUACAACUUGACCAUGGACACGGCCAAACUGUUUAUGUCCUGCCUGCACGCCUGGGGCCUGAACGAGGUUCUGGACGAGGUAUGCCUGGACCGCCUGGGCAUGCUGAAGCCCCACUGCCCCGUGUCGUUCGGUCUGCUGUCCAGAGGAGGUCACAUGUCACUGAUGCUUCCCGGGUAUAACCGGGCUGCUGGCAGGCUGUCACACGGGAAGGCGGAAGUGGACAGGAAGCUCCCGGCAACGGUGAUGGAGGGAGUGGGGCGGGGCACGUACGGAGUGUCCCGGGCCGUCACCACGCAGCACCUCCUGUCCGUCAUUUCUCUGGCAAACACCCUGAUGAGCAUGACCAAUGCGACUUUCAUUGGCGACCACAUGAAGAAGGGCCCUACCAGGCCACCUAGACCAAGCACCCCAGACCUCUCUAGGGCACGGGGUUCCCCUCCAAUGUCCAGAAAUAUUGUGCAAGGACAGAUUAAACAAGUGCCUGCACCUGUCACUUCCGCUCGGGCUGACGCCGACCACUCUGGCUCUGGCCCCGCCUCUACUCCUGCUUUCCAUACCUGUUUCUUAGUAAAUGAAGGGUGGAGCCAGCUGGCCGCCAUGCACUGCGUCAUGCUGCCCGACCUGCUGGGGCUGGACAAGUUCCGGCCCCCGCUUCUGGAGAUGCUCGCUCGGAGGUGGCAGGACCGGUGCCUGGAGGUCCGAGAAGCCGCGCAGGCCCUGCUGCUGGCCGAGCUGAGGAGGAUCGAGCAGGCCGGGCGGAAGGAGGCCAUCGAUGCCUGGGCCCCGUACUUGCCCCAGUACAUGGACCACGUCAUGUCGCCUGGGGUCUCAGCCGAAGCCAUGCAGACGGUCACUGCGGCUCCGGACACCACCUCGGGGACCGAGGCCAAAGUCCAAGAGGAAGAGCAUGACCUUGUUGAUGACGACAUCACAGCUGGUUGCUUAUCAAGCGUCCCACAAAUGAAAAAAAUUUCCACAUCGUACGAGGAAAGAAGGAAACAGGCUACCGCUAUUGUUUUGCUGGGAGUGAUAGGAGCUGAAUUUGGUGCCGAAAUCGAACCUCCUAAACUGCUGACCAGACCGCGAAUCAGUCAAAUUCCUGAGGGAUUUGGUUUGACCAGUGGUGGAUCCAACUACUCCUUGGCCAGACACACUUGCAAAGCGCUGACGUUUCUUCUGCUCCAGCCGCCGAGCCCCAAGCUGCCUCCGCACAGUACCAUCCGGAGAACGGCGACCGAUCUGAUUGGGCGCGGGUUCACGGUGUGGGAGCCCUACAUGGACGUGUCGGCCGUCCUCAUGGGGCUGCUGGAGCUCUGUGCCGAUGCUGAGAAACAGCUGGCCAACAUCACAAUGGGGCUGCCUCUGAGCCCAGCAGCUGACUCCGCCCGCUCAGCCAGGCAUGCCCUCUCCCUCAUCGCCACGGCCAGACCACCCGCCUUCAUCACCACCAUUGCCAAGGAGGUCCACAGACACACCGCUCUGGCGGCCAACACCCAGUCGCAGCAGAACAUGCACACGACGACGCUCGCACGGGCCAAGGGGGAGAUUCUGAGAGUCAUCGAGAUUCUCAUUGAGAAGAUGCCCACGGAUGUCGUGGAUCUUCUUGUGGAGGUCAUGGACAUCAUCAUGUACUGUCUGGAAGGCUCUCUGGUCAAGAAGAAGGGCCUCCAGGAGUGUUUCCCGGCCAUCUGCAGGUUCUACAUGGUCAGCUAUUACGAGCGGAACCACAGGAUCGCAGUUGGGGCGCGCAGUGGCUCGGUGGCGCUUUACGACAUCCGGACCGGGAAGUGUCAGACGAUCCAUGGACACAAGGGACCGAUCACCGCCGUGGCCUUCGCUCCUGAUGGACGCUAUCUCGCCACCUACUCAAACAGUGACAGCCACAUCUCCUUCUGGCAGAUGAACACCUCUCUGCUGGGAAGCAUCGGCAUGCUGAACUCGGCUCCUCAGCUGCGCUGCAUGAAAACCUACCAGGUGCCGCCCGUGCAGCCCGCCUCGCCCGGCCCCCACAACGCCCUCCGACUGGCGCGGCUCAUCUGGACUUCCAACCGCAACGUCAUCCUGAUGGCCCACGAUGGGAAGGAGCACCGCUUCAUGGUCUGA